Molecule: messenger RNA, 4818 nt
Organism: Closterium sp. NIES-65
Lineage: Eukaryota; Viridiplantae; Streptophyta; Zygnematophyceae; Desmidiales; Closteriaceae
Source: the annotation of a GenBank genome assembly
AUGUCCCCUUCCGUGCUUCCCAUUGUCCCUUUCCCUGCUUCCCCCCAUCUCCUUCCCUACUACCCCCCAUCCCCUUCCCUGCUUCCCCGUGUCCCUUUCCCUGCUUCCCCCCCUUCCUUGCUUCCCCAUGUCCCUUUCCCUGCUUUCCCCCAUCCCCUUCCCUGCUUCCCCCCAUCCCCUUCCCGCCUUCCCCAUGUCCCCUUCCCUGCUUCCCCCCAUCCCCUUCCCGCCUUCCCCAUGUCCCCUUCCCCGCUUCCCCCCACGCCCUUCUUUGCUAAAACCCAUCCCCCUCCCUGCUUCCCCAUGUCCCUUUCCCUGCUUCCUCCCAUCCCCUUCCCUUCUUCCCCAUCCCCCUUCCUUGCUUCCCCAUGUCCCCUUCCCUGCUUCCCCAUGUCCCUUUCCCUGCUUCCCCCCAUCCCCUUCCCUUCUUCCCCCCAUCCCCUUCCCUUAUAUUUUCCCAUCCCCUGCCUACUUCCCCGUGUCCCUUUCCCUGCUUCCCCACGUCCCUUUCCCUGCUGCCCCCCAUCCCCUUCUCUUCUUCCCUCCCUCCCCUUCCCUGCUUCCCCCCAUCUCCUGAACCUGAUUCCCCAUGUCGCUUCCCCAUGUCCCCUUCCCUGCUUCUCCAUGUCCCCUUCCCUGCUUCUCCAUGUCCCCUUCCCUGCUUCUCCAUUCCCUUUCCCUGGUCCCCCCCGUCCCCUUCCCUGCUUCCCCAUGUCCCCUUCCCUGCUCCCCCCCACUCCUUUCUCUGCUUCCCCCCAUCCCCCUCCCUGCGUCCCCAUGUCCCUUUUCCUGAUUCCCCCCAUCCCCUUCCCUAUUACCCCCCAUGUCCCCUUCCCUGCUUCCCCGUGUCCCUUUCCCUGCUUUCCCCCAUCCCCUUCCCUGCUUCCCCCCAUCCCCUUCCCUGCUUCCCCCCAUCCCCUUCCCGCCUUCCCCAUGUCCCCUUCCCUGCUUCCCCCUACGCCCUUCUCUGCUAAAACCCAUCCCCCUCCCUGCUUCCCCAUGUCCCUUUCCCUGCUUCCCCCCAUCCCCUUCCCUGCUUCCCCGUGUCCCCUUCCUUGCUUCCCCCCACUCCCUUCUCUGCUUUCCCCCAUCCCAUUCCCUGCUUCCCCAUGUCCCUUUCCCUACUUCCCCCCAUCCCCUUCCCUCCUUCCCCCCAUCCCCUUCCCUUGCGUUGCGCCUCUGUACUCUCUUCAUCGCCUGCGUGCACCUCGUCUCCACCCCGUUAUCGUUUCCUGCGCCCAACCCACCGAGGCAAAAAGCCGCCCCUGGACCCGGUACGCCUUGUGCUACCCGUGCCUGUGCUGCCCGUGCCUGUGCUGCCCGUGCCUGUGCUGCCCGUGCCUGUGCUGCCUGUGCCUGUUGCUGCCCGUGCCUGUUGCUGCCCGUGCCUGUGCUGCCCGUGCCUGUGCUGCCCGUGCCUGUGCUGCCCGUGCCUGUGCUGCCCGUGCCUGUGCUGCCCGUGCCUGUGCUGCCCGUGCCUGUUGCUGCCCGUGCCUGUGCUGCCCGUGCCUGUGCUGCCCGUGCCUGUGCUGCCCGUGCCUGUGCUGCCUGUGCCUGUUGCUGCCCGUGCCUGUGCUGCCCGUGCCUGUGCUGCCCGUGCCUGUGCUGCCCGUGCCUGUGCUGCCCGUGCCUGUUGCUGCCCGUGCCUGUGCUGCCCGUGCCUGUGCUGCCUGUGCCUGUUGCUGCCCGUGCCUGUGCUGCCCGUGCCUGUGCUGCCCGUGCCUGUGCUGCCCGUGCCUGUUGCUGCCCGUGCCUGUGCUGCCCGUGCCUGUUGCUGCCCGUGCCUGUGCUGCCCGUGCCUGUGCUGCCUGUGCCUGUUGCUGCCCGUGCCUGUGCUGCCCGUGCCUGUGCUGCCCGUGCCUGUGCUGCCCGUGCCUGUUGCUGCCCGUGCCUGUGCUGCCCGUGCCUGUGCUGCCCGUGCCUGUGCUGCCCGUGCCUGUUGCUGCCCGUGCCUGUGCUGCCCGUGCCUGUGCUGCCCGUGCCUGUGCUGCCCGUGCCUGUGCUGCCUGUGCCUGUUGCUGCCCGUGCCUGUUGCUGCCCGUGCCUGUGCUGCCCGUGCCUGUGCUGCCCGUGCCUGUGCUGCCCGUGCCUGUGCUGCCCGUGCCUGUGCUGCCCGUGCCUGUGCUGCCCGUGCCUGUUGCUGCCCGUGCCUGUGCUGCCCGUGCCUGUGCUGCCCGUGCCUGUGCUGCCGUGCCUGUGCUGCCUGUGCCUGUUGCUGCCCGUGCCUGUGCUGCCCGUGCCUGUGCUGCCCGUGCCUGUGCUGCCCGUGCCUGUGCUGCCCGUGCCUGUUGCUGCCCGUGCCUGUGCUGCCCGUGCCUGUGCUGCCUGUGCCUGUUGCUGCCCGUGCCUGUGCUGCCCGUGCCUGUGCUGCCCGUGCCUGUGCUGCCCGUGCCUGUUGCUGCCCGUGCCUGUGCUGCCCGUGCCUGUUGCUGCCCGUGCCUGUGCUGCCCGUGCCUGUGCUGCCUGUGCCUGUUGCUGCCCGUGCCUGUGCUGCCCGUGCCUGUGCUGCCCGUGCCUGUGCUGCCCGUGCCUGUUGCUGCCCGUGCCUGUGCUGCCCGUGCCUGUGCUGCCCGUGCCUGUGCUGCCCGUGCCUGUUGCUGCCCGUGCCUGUGCUGCCCGUGCCUGUGCUGCCCGUGCCUGUGCUGCCCGUGCCUGUGCUGCCUGUGCCUGUUGCUGCCCGUGCCUGUUGCUGCCCGUGCCUGUGCUGCCCGUGCCUGUGCUGCCCGUGCCUGUGCUGCCCGUGCCUGUGCUGCCCGUGCCUGUGCUGCCCGUGCCUGUGCUGCCCGUGCCUGUUGCUGCCCGUGCCUGUGCUGCCCGUGCCUGUGCUGCCCGUGCCUGUGCUGCCCGUGCCUGUGCUGCCUGUGCCUGUUGCUGCCCGUGCCUGUGCUGCCCGUGCCUGUGCUGCCCGUGCCUGUGCUGCCCGUGCCUGUGCUGCCCGUGCCUGUUGCUGCCCGUGCCUGUGCUGCCCGUGCCUGUGCUGCCUGUGCCUGUUGCUGCCCGUGCCUGUGCUGCCCGUGCCUGUGCUGCCCGUGCCUGUGCUGCCCGUGCCUGUUGCCCGUGCCUGUGCUGCCCGUGCCUGUUGCUGCCCGUGCCUGUGCUGCCCGUGCCUGUGCUGCCUGUUGCUGCCCGUGCCUGUGCUGCCCGUGCCUGUGCUGCCCGUGCCUGUGCUGCCCGUGCCUGUUGCUGCCCGUGCCUGUGCUGCCCGUGCCUGUGCUGCCCGUGCCUGUGCUGCCCGUGCCUGUUGCUGCCCGUGCCUGUGCUGCCCGUGCCUGUGCUGCCCGUGCCUGUGCUGCCCGUGCCUGUGCUGCCUGUGCCUGUUGCUGCCCGUGCCUGUUGCUGCCCGUGCCUGUGCUGCCCGUGCCUGUGCUGCCCGUGCCUGUGCUGCCCGUGCCUGUGCUGCCCGUGCCUGUGCUGCCCGUGCCUGUGCUGCCCGUGCCUGUUGCUGCCCGUGCCUGUGCUGCCCGUGCCUGUGCUGCCCGUGCCUGUGCUGCCCGUGCCUGUGCUGCCUGUGCCUGUUGCUGCCCGUGCCUGUGCUGCCCGUGCCUGUGCUGCCCGUGCCUGUGCUGCCCGUGCCUGUGCUGCCCGUGCCUGUUGCUGCCCGUGCCUGUGCUGCCCGUGCCUGUGCUGCCUGUGCCUGUUGCUGCCCGUGCCUGUGCUGCCCGUGCCUGUGCUGCCCGUGCCUGUGCUGCCCGUGCCUGUUGCUGCCCGUGCCUGUGCUGCCCGUGCCUGUGCUGCCCGUGCCUGUGCUGCCCGUGCCUGUUGCUGCCCGUGCCUGUGCUGCCCGUGCCUGUGCUGCCCGUGCCUGUGCUGCCCGUGCCUGUGCUGCCUGUGCCUGUUGCUGCCCGUGCCUGUGCUGCCCGUGCCUGUGCUGCCCGUGCCUGUGCUGCCCGUGCCUGUUGCUGCCCGUGCCUGUUGCUGCCCGUGCCUAUGCUGCCCGUGCCUGUGCUGCCCGUGCCUGUGCUGCCCGUGCCUGUUGCUGCCCGUGUCUCGGAAGGAGAUUGGGGAAGCAAGGUAGGGGACAUGGGGAAGCAGGGAAGGGGACAUGGGGAAGCAGGGAAGGGGACACGGGGAAGCAGGGAAGAGGACACGGGGAAGCAGGGAAGGGGACAUGGGGAAGCAGGAAAGGGGGCAUGGGGAGGCGGGGAAGGGGACACGGGGAAGCAGGGAAGGGGACAUGGGGAAGCAGGGAAGGGGACAUGGGGAAGCAGGGAAGGGGACAUGGGGAAGCAAGGAAGGGGACAUGAGGAAGCAAGGAAGGGGACAUGGGGAAGCAGGGAAGGGGAUUGGGGGAAGCAGGGGGGGGGACACGGGGAAGCAGGGAAGGGGACACUGGGAAGCAAGGAAGGGGACAUGGGGAAGCAGGGACGGGGACAUGGGGAAGCAGGGAAGGGGACAUGGGGUAGCAGGGAAGGGGACAUGGGGAAGCAGGGAAGGGGACAUGGGGAAGCAGGGAAGGGGACAUGGGGAAGCAAGGGAGGGGACAUGGGGAAGCAGAGAAGGGGACAUGGGGAAGCAAGGAAGGGGACAUGGGGAAGCAAGGAAGGGGACAUGGGGAAACAAGGAAGGGGACAUGGGGAAGUAAGGAAGGGGACAUGGGGAAGCAAGGAGGGGGAGACAUGGGGAAGCAAGGAAGGGGACAUGUGGAAGCAAGGAGGAGGACAUGGGGAAGCAGGGAAGGGGACAUGGGGAAGCAAGGAAGGGGACAUGGGGAAGCAAGGAAGGGGACAUGGGGAAGCAAGGAAGGGGACACGGGGAAGAAGGGAAGGGGACAUGGGGAAGCAAGGAGGAGGACAAGGGGAAGCUCUUGAACAAGAAUGA